AGUUCAGUGUUUCUCUGAUCACCAACAGGCUCUACAUUAAUCGUUCUACUUUGAGAAAAAACUGGACUAAAAUCAAAACUGACACGGAGAAGACAGAGAAACUGCCUUUACACAACUACAGGAGGAAAUACUGUCAUUUACAGAGACUUUAACUCACUGCUGACUGAAUCAGAGUCAACUUUAAACACAUGCCACUUUCACAAUAAAGUCAAAAUAAAUUUCAACUACAACGGCAGGAGGGUGCGACUGGGUGAGAAAAUGGCGUCCAGCUCGUCUCUCCCAGAGGAGGAUCUCUCCUGUCCUGUGUGCUGUGACAUCUUUAACGAUCCUGUUGUCCUGUCAUGUAGCCACAGCUUCUGUAAAGCCUGUCUGCAGGAAUACUGGAAACAGAGAGAAUCACGGGAAUGUCCACUCUGUAGGAGAAGAUCUUCCAGACCAGAUCCACCAUGUAGCCAGGUUCUGAAGAACCUGUGUGAGUCCUUCUUACAGGAGAGACGUCAGAGAGCUUCAGCAGGGUCUGAGGUGCUCUGCAGUCUGCACAGUGAGAAACUCAAGCUCUACUGUCUGGAUGAUAAACAGCCAGUGUGUGUGGUGUGUCAGACCUCUAGAAAACACAAAAACCACGACUGCUGCCCCAUCGAUGAAGCUGCACAGGAUCACAAGGAGGAACUCCAGCCUGCUCUGAAGUCCUUACAGGAUCAGCUAGAGGUCUUUAAUGAAGUUAAACAAACCUGUCAUCAAACAGUAAAUCAUAAUACGGUCCAGACCCAGCACACAGAGAGGCAGAUUAAGGAGGAGUUUAAGAAGCUUCACCAGUUUCUACAAGAGGAAGAGGAGGCCAGGAUAGCUGCACUGAGGAAGGAGGAGGAGCAGAAGAGUCAGAUGAUGAAAGAAAAGAUUGAGGGGCUGAGCAGAGAGAUAUCAACACUUUCACACACAAUCAGAGCCAUAGAGGAGGAGUUGAGAGCUGAAGACAUCUCAUUCCUGCAGAACUACAAGGACACAGUGAAAAGAGCCCAGUCCACUCAGCCGGAUCCACAGCUGGUCUCAGGAGCGUUGAUAGAUGUGGCCAAACACCUGGGCAACCUGACCUUCAGAGUCUGGGAGAAGAUGCAGGACAUUGUCACAUACACUCCUGUGACUUUGGACCCCAACACUGCCCACCCACACUUCAUCCUGUCUGAGGAUCUGACCAGUGUGACAUACAGUCAGGAGAGACAGCAGCUUCCUGACAACCCAGAGAGGUUUGAUCACUAUGGAUGGGUCCGGGGCUCUGAGGGCUUUAACUCAGGGACACACAGCUGGGAUGUUAAGGUUGGAGAUAGUACAGGCUGGUACCUGGGUGUGAUAGCAGAGUCUGUCCAGAGGAAGGGAGUCUCAUGGGUUGGAGACAGGGGGAUCUGGUUCUACCAUGGUGAAUACAGAAAAGAAUCCUCAUCAGGUAUAGCCACUGUUCUCACAGUGAGACAGAAAGCCCAGAGGAUCAGAUUGCAGCUGGACUGGGACAGAGGAAAGCUGUCAUUCUCUGACCCUGAUAGAAACACACACCUGCACACAAUCACACACACCUUCACCGAGAGAGUUUUACCAUUCAUUUGUAAUCACUGCAAACUGCACUCUCUGAGGAUCUUACCAGUGAAGGCCUCUGUAGCAGUAGAACAGCACAGUCAUUAGAGCUGGUACCACCUCUAUCUGGAACAGUACAACAGAACAUUGGGUGUGUUUACAACCUUCCUGUCAUGAAGGAAAACAACCUCGAACAUGAGCAUCCAUGUACAUAGAACAAAGAUCAAUAGGAGUGAUCAUAUUUUAGGUAGAAUUAUGCUCUUCGCGUUUGACAGUAUAUAUCAGAAGUCAGGAGUAUUUUAGCAUGCAGGACUAAAUAUGCAUAACACCUGUUUAUGCUGUAAUGUGCAUGUACACUAUGAUAAAACAAUUGUAUCUUUUUUCUACAAAUAUUUGCCAAAACAUUUGCUUAGUCACCUUAUUUAAUUGUGAUACUUGUACACUGCUGUUCAUGAAUGUUGACUGUACUAAGCUUUAGUUUCUUUGAGCUCAUAAAAUUUAAUCUAUGAAAUUAUGUGAUAGUUUACAUUGUUUGUCAUCUCUCACGUUCUCCCGAGUUUGAUUCAUACAAUUCACUGUUUUACCUCUUGAGGGAGGAAGAGCACAUCAGAUUCUUUCAACCUUGUUGAACCACUUUAGAAACGGUACAAAACUCCAAUGUUGAUCAAGCAUCACAUUCAAAACUGUAGGGUGGGCAUGUUCAAACAACUUCAUUACAAUACAGAAAAUCCCAACAAUAUAAAUCAGAGGUAAAACAACACAUGAUCAAAGGUCAGCACUCCAAAAUAUCAUACAUUUGCCGUGAGUCUCACGCAUUUUAACAAUAUCUCACAGUCUCACGUGUGACGGACAACUAACUCGUCCGCACAGUGACACCACAACCUGGACAGGUUCACCUGUUAUGCAUGUUCACAUCCAGAUGGACCUUAACACUUUUCUUUUUUCAUGUUAACAUUACAAAUGACACAUAGACCUUUGUUGUAUCAUAUCACAUCCAUUUCUUUACUGACUUUGAUCUGCAGAUCUACCUUCCUUGGUUGGCUGAAUGACCGGUCAUGACUGCAGCAUGGCAGUGGUGUAUCCCUUCAGGUCGCUGUGCUGCUGUUCUAGAAGGAGCGCUGUGUGUUUGUUUAUGCUGGGAGUCUGGCUAGUCUGACAGACCCGCUAAGGGGAUGUAGAGUUGAGACAGGGAACUUCACUGUGUUCACCACAGUUGUAGUGUCGUUAGUUAAAUAGGUGAGAGAAGCUCAUCUAGAUGUCAUGAUUGUUUGUCUAGCACAUGGUAGGAUGUUGUUGUCAUUUCUAGAUGUAAGUCAAAGGAGUCAGGACUCCCACUAGAAGGGGGAUAAUGACCAUAAACAGGUUCACUGAAUCAAGUGUGCCCUGAGGUCUUGUUGUAUUCAGGGAAAGACUAGCAGCCAUCUUGGAUGAUUUUAACUUUGUUUUUAGCAGUAAUGUACUGUGAUUUAUGUAUUUGCAUCGGUAAUGACGAAUAAAUAUGACACAUUGCAAAUU
This is a messenger RNA of Hypomesus transpacificus, 3081 nucleotides long. RefSeq names its product E3 ubiquitin-protein ligase TRIM35-like. Gene Ontology annotation, molecular function: zinc ion binding; protein binding. NCBI's taxonomy places the organism in Eukaryota, Metazoa, Chordata, Actinopteri, Osmeriformes, Osmeridae. The coding region runs from base 259 to 1674 and encodes 471 amino acids. The transcript has 6 exons. The record is from RefSeq and is a predicted model, not a curated record.